Sclerotinia trifoliorum is the source of this 2011-nucleotide messenger RNA. The record is from the annotation of a GenBank genome assembly. Lineage: Eukaryota; Fungi; Ascomycota; Leotiomycetes; Helotiales; Sclerotiniaceae.
UUGAUAGUUGGUUCAAUAGAUCCUCCCCAAUCGCGUAAGCUUUCCAUUUCCAAUUAGCAAACGGGGAUUUUUGAGUGACGCCUCGGCCAUGGGUGCAUGCUUUGUUUCUAUAAACAAAUGUGCCCCAUCCAUCAUCCCGCAGCUGAUCUUCUUUACAUUUAAUAUGUCAUCUAGUACGCGUGUUUUUGACGAGUAGAUGGAAAUACCUACUUAAAAUCAGCUUGAUUUAUUAUUGACCCACCAUCCAUCCAUCCCCUUUCUUCCAUGUCAGAAAAAUCUUUACUACCUAUCUACAAUCCGAGUGAAACUCCUCGACGAUUUCAUUGUUUCUUGUGGCCUCACUUUCUCGAUACUAUGACCUUUACCGAUCUCCUCGACCUUCUCAUUUCACGAUUUGAAGAUGUCCUUGACAGUUAAACAUCUAAAUAAUGAUGCUUCAUUCCUCCUAACCUUUGCUCCCAUAUCCCCAUUUCCACCUUCACCAAGCCGGCUCGAAGAUUCCUUUACCAUCCUCUUCGAUCCAUGGUUAUCAGGUCCAUCCAAGAUAUUCCAUUCCAAGUUUUCGAUAUCUCAUCUCAAAACCCCCUCAUGCAUAUCUUCUCUCAGCGAAAUCCCGGAACCUGAUCUGGUAAUAAUAAGUCAAGACAAAACCGAUCAUUGUCACGAAGAAACCCUCAAACAACUCUCUUCAAACAGUAGCAAAACACUUAUUCUCGCCGAACCCGGUGCAGCAAAGACAAUAAAACGAUGGAAAUAUUUCUCCUCCUCUAAAGUCAUUCCACUCAAACGCUGGGAAGAUCCUCGUCUACGGCAAUCUGAUAAUAUCCUUCGAAUACCCGUCCCAUCACAAUCCCACAAUGGUAUACCAGGCGAAGUAACUAUUGCAUUUCUCCCUCAAAAGAACGACCUCACAGGUCUACACAACGCAAUCGGGAUAACCUACCGACCACCCACCCACACAAUCUCAUUCACAAACCCCUCAGAAACAAACUAUGCCACCCCGCCCUCAUCCCCUCACUCCUUCGCCUCCACCCUCUCCAACCCCACCGACCGCGCCCUCUCCGUAAUCUUCUCCCCACACGGCUGCACCUACCGCACCAUCGCCCCCUACGCAACCUCACACCUAAUAUCCGAAGCCGCCCUCCCACUAACAUCCCUCCUGCACCCCUUUGACCGCAUCUCCAACCCCUGGUACCUAGGCGGGAACAUCAUAAGCGGAUUUCCAGGCGGGGUAUCCAUUGCGCAAAAUCUCUGUGCAAAAACAUGGAUCAGUGCUCAUGAUGGCGAGAAGACGAAUGCGGGAGUAGCAACUUGGAGUAUUAGGAGUAGGAAGUGGGAGAGGGAAGAGGUAGAAAGUGUAGUUAGUCCGCGGGGUGAAAAGUUUUCGGAGAAAGGGGGGAUAGGGACCGAGGUUUUGGUGUUGGGUAGUGGGGAGGGUGUGAGAUUGGUACAGGGGAGUUAUGGUUUUGGAGGUGGAAGUGGAGUGAGGAUUGAGAGGGAGGGACUGGGGCCAGGAUUGGGAAAUACGAAUUUAGAGAUUAAUAAGGAAGUAGAUGGAUGAUGAGAAGGUGUAAAAUGGUGUUUAGGUUAGGUUAGGUUAGGUUAGGUCUGGUUAGGUUAGGUUAGAGAUUUUGCGUCUGGGCCGGUCGGUCGGUCGGUAUAUGUGAUUGCAUUUUGCGAUGGAUGAUAUACACACAUGUACUCCGCAUACUCUGUGGACUCUACUCUGUAUGUUGUAAUGAAUAUUGGGGAUUCAACUAGGUUAGGUUGGGUUGGGGAAAAGUAUAUUCGAGAAUGGGAUUAGGAUAGAUAUUAGAAUGAAUGUAUAUAUAAUAAACAAAUAAUAUUUUCUUUUUAAUUUUUAUUAUUAUUAUUAAAAUAGUUUGUUUAAUAUAAUCUAACAAAUUAAUAAAUUUAACUUUUUAAUAUUAAAAAUUUUAAUUAUAUAUUUAUUUAUUUAAAAAAUAUUUUAAAAAAAUAGAAAGUCUGAUAAUCAGCCGGAUUAUUCUUU